AAUAGUUUAAGAGCAUCAAAGAAAAAAAAAGUUUAAUGUACAAAAUUUUAUAUACGAAUAGAUCAAUCUUUGUUAUAAUCACGUCAAUAACAUUAGAUAGACAGCUUAUAUAUGUCGAACGAAUCUCUUAAAUUUACAUCGCAGAUACCGUCUCUGACACCUAUUAAUAGCAGUGGUGAUGAAGAGCUUCUAAAGCAGGAUAAAUUAAUAUUUGACAAUGAGAUUCAAGAACUUCGAGAUUCCAUUAUAAACAGUUCGCAAAUCAAGGAGAUUGGGAAAUCCAUCAAAAUAACUAAGAAUGAUUCCAUCAAUAAGAGAGUCACUCAAGUUCUCCAGGAAAUAGAGUCAGGCAAUUCUGUAUUACUUACGAGUAUUUCAAACUCAAUACCGAAGAGUAUAGCCAUAGUUGAGAUUGUCAAACAAAGACUUAAAGAGAAGAAAGUCCAAUUCACUCAGUUUAAUAAGAUGGCUAGACAUGUAUCUACCGUAAAUCCAAACUAUAAGUAUGGUCAACAAACUAAACACCAACGAGUCAGUGUUAAUCCGUAUUUGCAAGAAAAAUUAGCAGAUGCUGCUACGACUAAGCAAAUACAGGCCGAAAAGGAAGAUAUUAUUAAAAGUGUUAGAGGUUAUAAAGUAUAUCAAUUACCUGUCUUACAUACAUUAAUUGUCAUUGGUGAUGGCAAUGGUUACGAGUUGAUUAAUUGGACAACUCAAACAGAGUAAAGAAUUUAUAGACAUCUCAUAUAAACAAAAUAAAUAAAGUAAUGAUUCAUGUUCAAUAAAUUAAUUAAAUCCCAUUUUGUAAAGUAUGUAGUGGCUCUUACAAUUAAUUAGAAAUAGGGUAUACUUAAAAGUAUAGUAAAUGUAUAUAGCG
Scheffersomyces amazonensis is the source of this 877-nucleotide messenger RNA. RefSeq lists its product as uncharacterized. Lineage: Eukaryota; Fungi; Ascomycota; Pichiomycetes; Serinales; Debaryomycetaceae. The record is from RefSeq and is a predicted model, not a curated record. The transcript has a single exon. Bases 112 to 726 code for a protein of 204 amino acids. Gene Ontology annotation, molecular function: nucleic acid binding.